GCGAGCGCAGUAUCAGCCACAGCAAAAGAGACCGGAGCUGAAAAUCUUAAGAGUGGAGCAAUGAUUAGUUGGUCUUAGGUCGAGGUAGAAAUAUAGUCUUGGUUUUGCUUGUCUUUCACAAAUAUUGAUUGUUGUUUUUUGGGUUUUUGUUUUGUUUUUAUAAAUUUGUGGCCUGGUCGAAGUUUGUGUGAGCAUUUCGGAGCCGCAGGUUGUUUUUUUUUUUUUUUGUGUCUGUUUUAUCAGCAUGUGGAGAAUACUCGCCGCAGUUUUCCUACUGUCUCUUCUGAAAGAGUCGGCUUGUAUUCAAGUGACAGUAUCUGAGACACAGCGCAACACAGCUCUGUUCGCCUCGGUGACCAUCGCCUGUGAUUACUCCACGUCUGCAAACCCCAAUGAGGUUCUUGUCACCUGGAGGUUCAAGUCUUUCUGCAAGGAUCCUGUCCUGGAGUACUACUCCACAGCGUAUCAGUCUGCACUGCAGCUGGGACAGGACCCGGCGAACGAUUGUCAAGACAGUCAGCGGACAGUUCGAGUCGUAAUCCAGAAGAGAGGAUCCAAUGAGGCGGUUCUGGGAUCUGAAUAUCGGAAUCGAAAGAUCUCGAUACAAAAUAAGGCAGACUUGGUGAUAAAUGAGGUGAUGUGGUGGGACAACGGGGUUUACUUCUGUGCUGUUGACGCUCCUGGAGACACCACUGGUGACUCGGACAAAGAAGUCAAGCUCAUCGUCUACCAUUGGCUAACAGUGCUGUUCAUCGUCAUCGGGGGCCUCCUCCUGCUCUUGCUCAUCUGUAUUUGCUGCUGCCAGUGCUGCCCGCAGAUUUGCUGCUGCUACGUCCGCUGUCCCUGCUGUCCACAGACAUGCUGCUGUCCUGAAAGAGCUGUUAUGCAGCAUCGCAUGAUGAAGGAGGCUCAAAGGGCCAUGUCUCCGUGGAUGAAUGGACAGCCGGUUUAUGCACCAUUGAGCCAAAUGUCCUCACAGAUGAACCCAGCCCUCUAUCCAGGGUCUGUCUCUGGGAAGAGCAUCCCUCUAAACGCAAUGCCUCUGCCCCCCCCUCAGCCCACAGCUUACGGCAUGGGCCCUCCCAGUGUCCAAGGCUCCCAUGUUUCUGCCAACACCAAUCAGAUGCUCGACUACCUGGAGAACCGGGUGCGAGGAAUGGAUGUCAAUAGUCCUUUGCUACAGUCCAUGCCACCCCCCCACAUGCAGCAAAUGCCUCCUCCUCCCCAGCACAUGCCUAUGAAUGUCCCAUUUUCCCCGGGGGCUCCCAGUAUGAUCUCCGCUCUUGAUGAUGGUCCAAUGAACCGCCGCGUCAUUACAGUUCCACCGAAGCAGUCAGGAAGACCCCCGGCACCCAGGACCCAACCUCCCAGCUCCAGCGAGAGCAGCCGCAGUGGCUUUGGCCGCUACGAUGACCGUGGGCCAUCAGGCGGACGGCGUUACCCCUCUCCGGCCAGAUCUAGAGGAAUUCCCCGAAGCUACAGCGAGGAAUCCCUGGACGGGAGACGUCACAAUAGAUCGAAGCCGGGCCUGGAUCGGCCUCGCUCUCGUUCCAGGGAUGAUUUGUUUGAUAGCAGGUCCAGAGGGGACUACUCUCCUCCAGCAGCAAGACGCUCCAGGGGAUCAUGGGGCUCUGAUGAUGACUCCAGCAGCAGGAGAGGAGCAGCAGGGGGUCGAAGAGGAGGAGGAGGAUGGGCUGACAAACCUCCCAAGUACACAGAAUACGAGCCAGGACAGAAACCAGGACCACGGAGGAAUGAGUUCUCUGACAAAGUUUCCCGGACCGCCACCAGUAUUGUCAUCUGAGCUGUCCAGCAGGGAAACAAUUUCUGACCUCUCAGCAAACGUGCACAACUCAUUUGCCUUUUCUGGCUUUGGGUAAACUCUUAAAAAGAACGGCACAAUAGUUUUUUAUUUUUUGUUUUAUUUUUUUGCCUAAUUAGAUGGAAAGAAGAUGGAAAUUUAUUUAAAAGGCUCAACGCAGCCUGUAAGUUGUGAAAUGCUGUGAGCUUCUAAUGGUUUCCUUUGUUUAAUAUUCUGAGUAACAGUGCCCUCUGCUGGUUUGCUUGUGUGCUUCAAGUACUCUGAGCUGAGCCAAAUUUUAACAACUUACUGUUGUGACUUCACAACGGUAAGUUGUGAAGUCACAACAACAUGUAAACCUCAAGUUGGAUGUUUUUAUGGUAAUAAUAUGACAUUAAAUACUUUUGCAAAUCUGUUUUAUUAGACCUAUUUGAACCCUUAAUACAAUAUGAAAAGACCCUUGUCCAACUUAUGCUUCAAUUUAUAAGUGUUGUAAAUAAGUGUAUUUUUAUGUCUGCUGGGCAUCUUAAAAGUGAAUGUGAUGAAUGCAAUUUUUAAGGUUUUGAAGGAACAAAACCACAAAAAGCAGUCGGUUAUUUUGAAUAUGUUUGUAAACCUUUGUGCAUGCAAUAAAUUACAUAUUUGCACUUUGUGCUCACUUGAAAAAAAAAGAUCUUUGUGUGUAAAUAAGUGAUGAUUUUGAGUGAUGCAGGAUACACUCCAAUUCUUUUUUCUUUUUUUAUAGUUGCAUAUUCUAAACGUAUGGUUGCCUUUGAUUUUUCUCUGUUUCUUAAAAUUAUGUACAGUUGGUUUGAAUUUAUGAAUAAACUCUAUACCUUUCA
Molecule: messenger RNA, 2643 nt
Organism: Poeciliopsis prolifica (blackstripe livebearer)
Lineage: Eukaryota; Metazoa; Chordata; Actinopteri; Cyprinodontiformes; Poeciliidae
Product: immunoglobulin-like domain-containing receptor 1
Exons: 9
Coding region: 245-1804 (519 amino acids)
Cellular component (GO): plasma membrane
Molecular function (GO): high-density lipoprotein particle receptor activity
Source: RefSeq, a predicted model, not a curated record